UUUGUAGAAUCUUCAAAAGGCUCCCCAGAGGCAGUUUAUCAAAGUGGCGACAAAGCUUUCGUUGGAGAAAAUGCUACCCUUCUCUGUAUUUUUUCUGGAAACCCUGUUCCAAAAAUAGAAUGGCAGAACAAAAACAGAACCAACAUAACAACAAACCACAAAUACAUUGUCGAUCAGUACGGACGUCAGCUACACAUCAUAAACGUAACUUUUGCUGAUGAGGGUGUCUAUGAAUGUAAAACUAAAACCAACAGCAAUCUAACUCAAAAUCCAUUCCUCAAUGUCACAUCCCCUCCAAUUUUUCCUCAUGUCGGAAAGCGUUUCAUGACAAAAAUACUUCAGAAUUUGACAAAAGAAUCCACUGUUCUCCAUUGCAACGCAAUGUCCGCAACAGCCGAAAUUGAUCCCAUUGUACUCAAAUGGAUGAAAAAUGGAGAGAUCUUGAAUGAAGAUGUUAGAUACCAGCUUUCAAAGGACAAGAAGACUCUUCAUAUUUACAACUUUAAUUCAGACGAUUAUGGUUGUUACACAUGUGUGGUAGAAAAUAGUGAAGGAAUUGCAGUGGCAAAUUUUUUACUCCCUUACGCUUCCUCCGAUAAUCAUCUGUCAACUGGUGUUUUGCGGUCUGUAUUAAUAGCUAUUGCAGCUUUUGUUGGAAUUCUAUUAUUAGGUGUAACAGCCAUAUUCAUAUAUAAAAGAAUUUUCAUUCCUACAAAAAACAAAGAUUUAGCCGUGCGAUUCAAGCUCCACAGAACCAGCAAUCUGUACUUGCAACACGACUCUACUGGUCCUAUAACUGAGGAACCUGAAUAUUCAUAUGUUGAAAUUCAAACUGAACGGACAGAUAUUGAUAGUGUGGAAAAUAAGACACAAAUUCAGGACGUAGACGUUUGUACAGAAAAUAACUACAGUAUUUUGGGAAAGUGCAGCACUUCGCCGUUGGACUUUACUGAAUCUAACCUUUAUGAUCAUUCAGAAAAUGUCAGUGGAAUAUACAGUAGAACAUAUAAAAGACGAGAUGAUAAUCAAAUGAUUGAUAGUGAAUGAUGUAUUCCAUAUGGAGAAUCAGUCUUUAUUUCUAUGUGUUUAUGGAAAAUGAUUAUCGAAAAUAUCUUAUGCAGAAUAUAAGUUGCAGGGUCAUAAAAUGUUUAACAAGAAUUAUGGGAAGUACUA
This is a messenger RNA of Saccostrea cuccullata (small rock oyster), 1173 nucleotides long. RefSeq lists its product as uncharacterized. NCBI's taxonomy places the organism in Eukaryota, Metazoa, Mollusca, Bivalvia, Ostreida, Ostreidae. The transcript is spliced from 7 exons. The coding region runs from base 325 to 1047 and encodes 240 amino acids. The record is from RefSeq and is a predicted model, not a curated record.